Dryobates pubescens (Downy woodpecker) is the source of this 2218-nucleotide messenger RNA. RefSeq names its product interferon related developmental regulator 1 (gene IFRD1). The transcript has 12 exons. Lineage: Eukaryota; Metazoa; Chordata; Aves; Piciformes; Picidae. Bases 294 to 1598 code for a protein of 434 amino acids. Gene Ontology annotation, cellular component: nucleus. The record is from RefSeq and is a predicted model, not a curated record.
CCGGCGCCCCCUCCGCGCCUUUAGCCCCAGGUGUCUGAGAGGAGAAAGAUGCAUCGACUCCGCUCACGGGCCUCCACGGGGAUUUCUGCCUUUGCCGCCUGUUUGUCCUCUGUCUGCUUUCGCCAAUCACCUCCGCUGCCCCGGACCGGGAAGUCGACCUCGCAGAGGCGUUGGAGUAAAAAGCCAUCCUGCUCUUCUAUCGGCUGAUUGUCGCUGAUUCCCGGGCGGGGGGGAGCAGAGAGACCGAGACCCAGAGAGGGGCCGCGGGAGCCGAGCCCAGAGCCGCUGCGACCAUGCCCAAGUCUAAGAAGCGGGGGAGCAACCACCAGCGCGGAACCGGUGGUCAGCCCAGAAAUGUUCAGCCUUUUAGUGAUGAAGAUGCUUCAAUUGAAACUAUGAGCCACUGCAGUGGCUUCAGUGAUCCUGCUAGCUUCACUGAGGAUGGGCCUGAAGUUGAUGAAGAAGCUACUCAAGAGGACUUAGAAUACAAAUUGAAGGGAUAUAUUGACCUUACAUUGGACAAGAGUGCAAAGACAAGACAAGCAGCUCUUGAAAGCCUGAAAAGUGCUUUUUCUUCUAAAAUUCUAUAUGAAUUUAUCAUGGAAAGAAGAAUGACGCUAACAGAUAGCAUUGAACGCUGCAUAAAGAAAGGUAAGAGUGAGGAACAGUGUGCAGCUGCUGGACUGGCGUGUCUUCUGUGUGUGCAGAUGGGGUCAGGAAUUGAAAGUGAAGAGAUUUUUAAGACCCUUGGUCCAGUUCUGAAGAAGAUUAUCUGUGAUGGAACAGCCAGUAUCCAAGCCAGACAGGCUUGUGCAACCUGCUUAGGAAUUUGCUGUUUCAUCAUCACUGAUGACAUUACGGAACUGUACUCUACUAUGGAAUGCCUGGAAAACAUCUUCACAAAGGCCUAUCAGAGAGAUAGAGACACUAAUGGUGUAUCAAGUACCCACAAUACUGUGCUUCACAUCAGUGCUCUCUUAGCAUGGACACUGUUGUUGACCAUUUGUCCAAUGAACGAAGUGAAGAAGAAAAUUGAAAUGCACUUGCAUAAACUUCCAAGUCUGCUGUCUUGCGAUGAUCUCAGCAUGAGGAUAGCUGCUGGAGAAACACUUGCACUUCUGUUUGAACUGGCACGUGAAACAGAUGCUGAUUUCUUUUAUGAAGAUAUGGAACUCUUAACAGAGAAACUACGAGCUCUGGCUACUGAUGGAAACAAGCACCGAGCCAAAGUGGAUAAAAGAAAGCAGCGAUCUGUCUUCAGAGAUGUUCUACGAGCUGUUGAGGAACGUGACUUUCCUACAGAAAUGGUCAAGUUUGGCCCUGAGCGCAUGUAUAUUGACUGCUGGGUUAAAAAACAAACUUAUGACACCUUCAAGGAGAUCCUGGGGUCGGGGAUGCAAUAUCAUUUGCAGUCAAAUGACUUUCUUCGGAAUGUCUUUGAGCUUGGUCCACCAGUAAUGCUAGAUGCUGCAACUCUUAAAACAAUGAAGAUCUCUCGUUUUGAAAGGCACUUGUACAACUCUGCAGCAUUCAAGGCUCGGACAAAGGCUAGAAGUAAAUGCCGUGAUAAAAGAGCAGAUGUGGGCGAAUUCUUUUAGAUCUCCUUUUCCAUGGGGUUCAAUUUCCAGAAUAGAUUUGUAACCUUUAAAUGAUUGGGGGGUUUGUUUUGUUUUUGUUUUUUUAGCAUUUCUGUAGUAAGUUUGCACAGGGAUGUAUAAAGUCUGUAAAUCUACUGCAUGUUGUUACAUAUAGCUUGUAUAUAGAUUAAUGUAAGAUUGGGUGCAGGGAUACAUUAUAACACUUGCAAUUAGAUGCAACUUACUUCAAAGGUGGAUAUAUUUAUUGUCAUGGAACUGUUAAUUGGAGUGGGUAACUGUAGUCAAAUGCUGUGUCAGACUGGACUCCUUACUUCAUUAUAAAGGUAAAAUGUAAUGAAUUCCUUGACCAAGUGUUUUGGAAAGAAUGUGCUAAUAUGAGAACACACUUGUUUUGUGUGAAGUUACUAAGACAACUUUUAAAACUCCUCAAUGGCAGGUAGACGAAGAACUUUUUAUAUAGUACAACCUUAUCCUGAAGGAGACUAUGAAGUUUACUUCCCUGUAUUUACAAUGAAGUAAUGAAUGACAAACACUUGCCUCAAUGUAAAAUACAAAUAAUGCUCUCAUGUUCUGAAAUUGGGAUGUUUAAUUUCUGGAAUAAAGAUGUUUUUCACUGCUCA